Messenger RNA from Ambispora leptoticha, 165 nucleotides. NCBI's taxonomy places the organism in Eukaryota, Fungi, Glomeromycota, Glomeromycetes, Archaeosporales, Ambisporaceae. The record is from the annotation of a GenBank genome assembly.
AUGCCCAGCAAAAAAGAAGAGAAAAAGCAUAGGAAAUCAGAACAAGAAAACCACCAACAAAAAGCAAAAGAAACCAACCAAUUGCAAACUUCUACUUCAAGAAGUCGUUUGCGAAAUGAACAGCAAUUUGAGAAAAUGUCGUCAAAAGUCCCGCAUGGAAUUUCA